UCCAAAGAGCCUGAAAGCGACUGGACUAAACGCAACAGCAUUGCCGCUCCAACAGAAUGCCGCCAAAGAAUGCAUUCUAGCUGGAAAUGCAAGGGGGCACCAAACAGGCGCAGGAUUUUUUUGAGCAUCUCUGUUAUGAUUAUAAUAAUCUGAAAUAUGGCUGAAGUGAAGUCGAGGUGAGUUGCUCUGUUGCUCAGACAACUUGCUCUCGGGAGCUGCGCACUCAUCUCCAUCCAAUUUGUCGGAUGAAAAUAAACGGAUAGAUAGCCUACACUCGUCUUUGUUCUUCUAUCAAUCGAUAAUCACUCAACCGUGGAAUCAUGUCGAUGGGACAGGACGAAAGCUCUGUCCGGGUGGCUUUGAGGAUUCGUCCUCAACUGGCCCGGGAGAAGAUUGAGGGAUGUCACAUCUGUACGUUUGUGACCCCGGGGGAGCCCCAGGUGAUGCUGGGUAAAGACAAGGCGUUUACAUACGACUAUGUGUUCGACAUGGACUCCUGUCAGGACAGCAUCUAUGCUGACUGCACUGAGAAACUGAUCGAGGGCUGCUUCGAAGGAUACAACGCCACCAUCUUUGCCUACGGCCAGACGGGGUCAGGUAAGACAUACACCAUGGGUACAGGGUUUGAUGUGAACAUCGGGGAGGAGGAGCUGGGCAUUAUUCCCCGGGCAGUCACCCACCUCUUCAGGGGCAUCGAGCAGCGCCAGCAGGCUGCUAAAGAGCAGGGAUGUCCCAUGCCCGAGUUCAAGAUCAACGCACAGUUCCUGGAGCUUUACAAUGAGGAGGUGCUGGAUCUGUUUGACUCUACGAGGGACCUGGAGGCUCGGACGCAGAAAUCCCACGUUAAGAUCCACGAGGACGCUAAUGGAGGAAUCUACACAGUGGGGGUGACCACACGGACCGUCGCCUCCGAGGCAGAGAUGAUGCAGUGUCUGAAGCUGGGCGCUCUGUGUCGUACCACGGCCAGCACCCAGAUGAAUGUCCAGAGCUCCCGCUCUCACGCCAUCUUCACCAUUCACCUGUGCCAAGUCAGAGUCUGUGCGUCCGACAAUCAGGACAACAACGAGACGGACAACAAGGUUGCUAACAGCAACUCAGAGAUGGAAGAGUAUGAGACACUGACAGCCAAGUUUCACUUUGUGGACCUAGCCGGGUCAGAGAGACUGAAGAGAACAGGGGCGACCGGAGACCGAGCUAAGGAGGGAAUCUCCAUCAACUGUGGACUGCUUGCUCUUGGAAAUGUAAUCAGUGCUUUGGGAGACCGAAGCAAGCGAUCCACGCAUGUGCCUUACAGAGACUCCAAACUCACCCGGCUUCUACAGGACUCCCUGGGUGGAAAUAGCCAAACAAUGAUGAUAGCGUGCAUCAGCCCGUCUGACCGGGACUUUAUGGAGACCCUGAAUGCACUGAAGUAUGCCAACCGAGCCAGGAACAUUAAGAACAAGGUGAUGGUGAACCAGGACAAGGCCUCCCAACAGAUCUCUGCUCUCAGGACAGAGAUCGCCAGGCUACAGAUGGAACUCAUGGAGUACAGGACGGGUAAGCGUAUGGUGGGUGAGGACGGUAUGGAUAGCAUCAACGACAUGUUCCAUGAGAACAGCAUGCUGCAGACAGAGAACAGCAACCUGAGGAUCAGGGUCAAAGCCAUGCAGGAGACCAUUGACGCHCAGAGGGCCAGACUCACACAGUACCUCAGUGACCAGGCCAACCAGGUCCUCGCCAGGGCAGGUGAGGGGAGUGAAGAGAUUGGGAACAUGAUCCAGAGCUACAUCAAAGAGAUUGAGGAUCUCAGAGCCAAACUCCUGGAGAGCGAGUCUAUGAAUGAGAACCUUCGUAAGAACCUGUCCCGUGCCUCCUCACGCCAGUCCUUUUACCCCGGAACCUUCUCCCCUGCCCUCCUGGCCCCCGAGAAGGAGGCCUCCGACAUCAUUGAGAUGGCAAAGAAAGACCUGGAAAAACUCAAGAAGAAGGAGAGGAAGAAGAAGAAGAGUGUUGUCAAGGAGGAAGUCCCCGACAACGACCAAGACAAUGGCACGGAAAAAGAUCUGACUGAGCUGUCCAAUGAGGACCCUGAGACGGAGGGGCAGGAGGGGAGUGACCACGAGGAAGAGGACAAUGAGGAAGAGGAGGAGAUGGAUGUGGAGGAGAGCUCUGAUGAUUCAGACUCGGAAUCAGAUGAGAAAGAGAACUUCCAGGCGGACCUGGCCAACAUUACAUGUGAGAUUGCCAUCAAGCAGAAGCUGAUAGACGAGCUGGAGAACAGCCAGAGGCGUCUGCACACGCUCAAACAGCAGUACGAACAGAAACUGAUGAUGCUGCAGAGCAAGAUCAGAGACACACAGCUGGAGAGGGACAAGGUGCUGCAGAACAUGGGCUCGGUGGAGACGUGCAACGACGAUAAGGCUAAGAAGAUCAAGCAGGGGUAUGAGAAGAAGCUAAGUCUCAUGAAUAAGGAACUACAGAAGCUACAGUCAGCCCAGAAGGAACACACACGCCUCCUCAAGAACCAAUCAAAGUACGAGACGCAGCUCAAGAAGCUCCAACUGGACGUCACAGAGAUGAAGAAGACAAAGGUUCGUCUGAUGAAGCAGAUGAAGGAGCAGCAGGAGAGGAACAGAAUGACAGAGUCCAGGAGGAACAGAGAGAUCGCCAGCCUCAAGAAGGACCAGCGCAAACAGGAGCACCAGAUGAAGCUACUGGAGGCCCAGAAGAGACAGCAGGAGCUCAUACUGCGCAGGAAGACUGAGGAGGUAACUGCACUGAGGAGGCAGGCCAGACCUAUKUCUGGUAAGGUGACCAGCAGGAAGGUGAGUUUACCAGAGGCCCUCCAGGACUCCUCCCACCGAGCGCCCUCAGGACGCCUGCAAUCCUCUGGAUCCACCGCACCCAACGGAACCAGGUCCUACUACAGACGGUCAACGGGCAUAUAUUCCACCAGAGUGGCCAAAGUGAAGUGGCAGUCUCUGGAGCGCCGUAUCUCUGAUGUCAUCAUGCAGAGGAUGACCAUAUCCAACAUGGAGGCCGAUAUGAACCGCCUGCUAAAGCAACGUGAGGAGCUGACCAAGAGGAGGGAGAAGGUGACCAGAAAGAGGGACAGGCUGGCGGGGGAGGGGUCUGAGGAAGAGAAGGUGGUGUUUCCCCUUAACGAGGAAGUGGACACCCUGAUGGCCAACAUCGAUUACGUCAACGACAGCAUCGCAGACUGCCAGGCCAACAUUAUGCAGAUGGAGGAGGCCAAGGAGGAGGUUGACACGGUGGAUGUUUCCGCAGUGAUCAGCUCCUGUACUCUAACAGAGGCCCGUUUCCUGAUGGACCACUUUAUUUCUAUGGCCAUCAACAAGGGUCUGCAGGCAGCCCAGAAGGAGUCCCAGGUGAAGGUGAUGGAGGGCAGGCUGAAGCAGACAGAGAUCACCAGCGCCACUCAGAACCAGCUGCUGUUCCACAUGCUGAAAGAGAAGGCAGAGUUUAACCCCGAACUGGAUGCCCUGCUGGGGAAUGCUCUACAAGAGCUAGGUAACAUGCCAGUGGAGAAUGGGGAGGACAGCAGCAGUGACGAAUUCGCCCAGAGUCCUGCAACAGACGGACACUCUCUGACAUCAGAUCUAAUGAAACUCUGUGGAGAGGCCAAAACAAGGAGCAAGGCUCGUAGGAGAACCACCACUCAGAUGGAGCUGCUCUACGCCAAAAGUGACUCCGUCCCUGACACGCGUUCUGGCGAUUCCUCCUCCCCAUGUCUCCCAUUGGUUGAAACUCCAGAAGAGGGCAGAGAUCCUGAGACCCCCGUUGGCCUGUCAGUCAGGGACAGGGACUAUAUGGCUCAUUCUCCUGGCUUGUCCUCUAAGAUGGGCAGCAUACCUGCCUCCUCCUCAGGGGCGGRAAAAAGAGUUCCAGAGCCCUCGCCACUCUCUCGCAGGAAGACCUAUGACAAGACACAAUUGGCGGCUAAGGUCAAGGAGAUCAAACACUGUGAUACGAGGAACUCCGACGCCAGCACCCCGUCUCCCCCCUCCUCCCCCUCUAACCGCCCACGUAGCCAAGGCAACGUAUUUGUCCGCCUGACAGGGUGUUUGGAUAGAGCAGACAGACUGCAGGAUAAAGGGGUGAUCAACCCAGURCCUUCCUCAAAGGGCAGUCGGUCAGCAACACUGCAGUGUGUCCACGUGGCUGAGGGUCACACUAAAGCCGUGCUSUGUGUUGAYUCUACYGAUGACCUCCUCUUCACCGGCUCCAAAGACCGUACUUGUAAGGUGUGGAACCUAGUGACAGGUCAGGAGAUCAUGUCCCUGGCAGGUCACCCCAACAAUGUGGUGUCAGUCCGCUACAGCUCCAGCCUGGUCUUCACCGUCUCCACCUCCUACAUCAAGGUCUGGGAUAUCCGAGACUCAGCCAAGUGCAUUCGCACCCUCACGUCUUCUGGUCAGGUGACCCCGGGCGACGCCUGUGCGUCCAGCACCAACCGGACUGUCACCAUCCCGGCAGGAGAGAACCAGAUCAACCAGAUCGCCCUCAACCCCAGUGGCUCUGUCCUGUACGCCGCCGCCGGCAACUCUGUCAGAGUCUGGGACCUAAGAAGAUUUGUAUCCACAGGGAAGCUGACUGGUCACCUGGGUCCAGUCAUGUGUCUGACUGUGGACCAGAGUGGGAACGGUCAGGAUCUGGUCAUCAGCGGAUCCAAGGACCAUUACAUCAAGCUGUUUGACGUGACAGAGGGGGCCCUGGGUGCUAUCAGCCCCACACACAACUUUGAGCCUCCCCACUACGAUGGCAUCGAGUCCUUGGUGGUGCAGGGGGAUGUCCUCUUCAGCGGCUCCAGGGACAACGGCAUUAAGAAGUGGGACCUAGGCCGCAAAGACUUACUGCAGCAAGUGCCCAACGCCCAUCGUGAUUGGGUGUGUGCCCUGGGUGUGGUGCCUGGCUCUCCGGCCCUGCUGAGCGGCUGUAGAGGAGGGGUGCUAAAGCUGUGGCACGCAGACACACUGGGGGCCCUUGGGGAACUCAAGGGCCACGAGAGCCCCAUCAACGGCAUCUCCACCAAUAGCAGCCACCUCUUCACAGCAUCUGAUGAUCGAACAGUGAAGAUCUGGCGUGCCCGGGGCGGACUCGACAGCACCUUAGACACGACGGCGGACACAGCUGAUGAGGUGGCCAGUAACURAACAUGGCCGUGACCUCCCACCGUGACCCUAAACCUGGGAUGCUGCUGACUAGCACUUUGACCUCUGACCCUUAGCCUUGGAAACCACCCCCAGCCCCCACAUACUGUAACCAAGACAACAGUCCGCAAGAAUCUUAUCUCAGCAAAAGUAGCUGUAGUCGUUUUCCAGAGUGAGAUACUGUAGAUUUAUCCCUAGAAAAUGUCUCCCUAGCUAAAUGUAUCUAGUCUAACCUGUGUGGCCGUAGCACUGGUCUGUGCAGAAUAAACCCUAUUUUUGCUUCAUAGACAUCUUUCCGGCUCCACUCGUAUCAAGUAUUGAGCCCCCACACACACACAGAGGCAGAUCUUGAGUGUUUUUCUGUGCUGGGGGAGUGUUGUGUAAAUUAGAUGAGAGGAAGGUAAAGACCGGGCUUUGUCGCAGGCCUUCAAGACCCGGACCUGAUUCUCCAGUGGCACAGCAGAACCACUGUCCUCAACCCUGCUGUCCCUUACCUGAUAUCAACGUGGCUUUACGUGAACUGACACCCCCUUAAGUCGCUCGGUAUGAUGUUCUUUUGCUUUGAAUUCAGCACCCGCUUUUCCAUGGGUGACCAAAUCAUGAAACCUCUCUUGUACUUUACCUGUGAACUGGAUACUGUACAUUAACUAACACUACUCUUGUAGCCACUAGCAAAAGCCCUUCAGUCAGUCACCUCUCUGCUUCCUUAGUCUUUACACUUAGUCCUUUACUUACUCUCUAUGUGCAAAAACAAUGUCUCUUUGAGGAUACACUGACUCUCUUCACUCGUCCACUACUCAUCAUUUAGAAAUGUAUGAUUUUCCACUUGAUGCUAUUCCCUCCUAAUAAGUUAAUAACUAACCUAAUGCCCUUGCUGCUAAGUUGUUUGCUCACCGUUGACCCAGAGAGGGCUUCUGUUCUGGACUCCAGGUGAGAUACACCUGGUAACCGUAGUUACAUACUUUCUAUAAGAGUCUAAGGUGUGAGGAAGAGAGGAGCCUUUUAUCUGUGCCUGUACUGUAAAGCUCUCCCGAUCCUGGUCUGGGAAGAACCCUAUGUACGGUGGUUUAUCAUGUUUGUGUCAGUUUUGCUGUACAUUUCAACUGGCCUAUUUGUGAUUGGUGUGAGCUGAACGAACUGUCAAAUGAUGUAUCGGAUCCACUGUCUGCUGGGACUAUUGAAUGUUAAAGUAUUAGGAGCAGCAGCCAACACAAUAUGUGUGUAUAUAUAAACAGUGUUAUACGAAGAAAUAAACAGAAGGUUUGUUUUGUUGAUCACCACAUUUCGCUCCAAAAGGGAAACAAAUGGACCAGAAUUGUGAAACGGCAUUCUAACAGCACUCAUGUCUUUUGAACAGAACCCCUCACCCUGGCCUUGAGUCAGCCUGUUUUGUUGCCUGUUUUGUUUCCUGGGUUGCGUCCAAAAUGACACCCUAUUGCAUAGUGCACUACAUUUGACCAGGA
Molecule: messenger RNA, 6616 nt
Organism: Salvelinus sp. IW2-2015
Lineage: Eukaryota; Metazoa; Chordata; Actinopteri; Salmoniformes; Salmonidae
Source: RefSeq, a predicted model, not a curated record